UUUAUUUUGGAACCAAUUUAGUUUGCGUUUAAUUUAGGCAAAAAUCUUUAGGAUUUAUCCCAAAAAAUUCAGUGAUAUUUAUUUUGUGAUUUUAAAAUAAAAAAUAUAAUUAUGGUUACCGGUAAUGAUGAUUCUAUUGAAGUUGAAAAUCAAGAAUCUAUCGGUCCGACUGUAAAUAAUCAGGCGACAAAUGUUUCGAAUAAAAUCCUAAUCAAAGGUCGUAAAAUGAAAAGAUUAACAAAAAAAUUAAAUGAAUUGGAUGAAAGUGAUGAAGAAUUUUUCAAUUCUUCUGAUGAUAAGAAAAAAUCCAAAUCUAAUCAACAAAGUGAAAAUUCUUCCGUAAAAUCUUCUUCUUCUUCUGAUGAUAAUAAUAAAACAUUUGGAUUAAAAUUUCAUAAUAAACUAUUGAAUACUGGUAAAAUUUUAUCACAUUGGAAUGAUAAUCCACAGAAAAUUAUUGUCGAUAUGAAACUAAUGGAAAGAACGAAUAAAAUAAUACAGAAAAUUGCUACUGUUGGUCUUGAUAAUUCAAUCAAUAACGUUAGUGAUAAUGAAACAAAUUUCGAAUCAAAACCACUUGAACGUUGGUCUUCUAGUAUACAUCCCGAACAUGAAAUUGAUAAAACGAAUCCAAUUAUUGAGGAAAAACUGGCAAGAAUUCAACAAGUUGAAAAACAAAUUGCCCGAUCUGAAUCGAUAAAAAAUGAUGAAACAAUUUUUUAUGAUAAAGAAAAUUGUCCGUUAUCGAACGAUAUGGAAAAAUCUAAAGAAUUUUUUGAUAAAACUUUAUCCAUAAAUGAUACGGCACAAGUUUUGAAAAAUUUUUCAUCAAUUACAAAUUCAUGGUUAUCUGGUUUAAGUUCGGCAACAAAAUUAGUUGGUGAAGCAACCAAAACAGCAGCAUCAACAACUAUGAAUCAUGCUGCAAAACAUUUAGUCAAUGCACAGAAUAUAAUAUCAACAAAUGCAUCUGCAGUUGUUGAUGUAAGUUUACCUGUUGUAACCAAAGUUUUUGAACCAGAAGAUAAACAAGUUUCAAAUGCCGAACAAGAUUCUUUCGUCACCGACGAUUGGAUAAAUAAUGAUGAUGAUGAUGAUUGGGAUGAUCCAAUUGUUUUGACUAAAAAAAGUGAACCUUUUUCAAACGAAACGAAAGAAAUUCAAAAAAUUAGUCCUAUUAUUUCAAAUUCAAAUAAGUCAUUGGAAAAAGAAGUGUCACUAGAUGAACAAUCAACGAAAAUGACUGAAUCAGAUGGCAUAGAGAAAAUCGAUUCGAAAGCUAAUGAUGAUGGUUGGGAUGAUUGGGAUGAUGAAACAAACGAAGAAAAUGUAGAAUCUUCCUUGGAUGAUUUGAAAUCAAAGAAUGUUGAAGAUAAAACAUCGAAUUUAAUAAUUGAAGAAUUUCCCAAAGAAAGUAAUCAGGCCAUGGAUGAACAAAAUGAUUGGGAUGAUAAUGAAAUCGAUAUACAAAUAACUGAUGAACAAUUGGAUUCUCCUGAAAUGGAACAAAAAUCUGAAGAAAAUGAAGAUAAUGAUGUUGAGCCAACGACCCCAGAAGAAUCGCCUUCUGAUCAACAAAAUAAUGACGAAUUAACAGAAUCAGAAUUAGAAGAAAGAAGAAAAGCAGUAUUUCCCGGUAUCGGUAGGAUUUAUGAUGAUGAUGGUGUUCAAAUUCUUUGUACCUGUCCGGCUUAUUAUCCACCGCCUGAAAAUGUUGAUAAUGCUGAAAAUGAAAUUGUAAAUGGAUGGGAUGAUCAGGAUGAUAAUGAAAUCGAGUUACAAAUACCUGAUGAACAACCGAAUUUACCUGAAAUAGAAGAAAAUAAUGUUGAUCAAACGACCCUAGAAGAAGAAUCGCCUUCCGAUCAACAAAAUAAUGACGAAUUAACAGAAGCAGAAUUGGAAGAAAGAAGGAAAGCAAUAUUUCCCGGUAUUGGUCGAAUUUAUGAUGAUAAUGGUGUACAAAUCCUUUGUAUUUGUCCGGCUUAUCAUCCACCGCCUACAGACGCUGUAAAUGAUAAUGAUGAUGAAAUUGUAGAUGGUUGGGAUGAUUGGGAAGAUAAGGAUAUCGAUGUACCUGAUGAACAACCAGAUCCAACUGAAAUUGAACCAAAACCCGAAGAAAUCGAACAACCCAUUGAAGACUCAAUCCAUUCGAAUAAUGUGAAUGAUACGUUGUUGAUCGAAGAAAAUGAAUCAAAUAAUCAAGAAACUGAUUCGAAUGACAAUAAAAAUCAAGAAUCUACAAUACCUUCAUCUUUUGACAUUGAAAAACCAUUUUCAGAUGAAAAGAUUUCAACUAAUCCAGAUUCACAAUGGGAAAAUUCUGAAAAUUUUGAAUGCAAUAUUCCUAUCGAAACAAUGUCAGAUUCAGAUGAAAUCAAAGAUGAAAACAUUACAACUGUGAUAAAGAACUUUAAUGUAUUAUCUUCAGCACCUAUUCCCGAAGAAAUCGACAUACAAAUAUGUGAUGAACAACCCGAUUUACCUGAAAUGGAAGAAAAUGAUGUUGAGCAAACGACAACAGAAAAAUCGCCAUCCGAUCAGCAAAAUGUUGACCACGAAUUACGAAUAUCAGAUGAGGAUUUCAUUAUGAAUUGCAACCAAGAAGAGAAAAAUGAUUGGUGUGAUGAAAAUAUUGACAUUCAAAAUGAAAUGAAAAUCGAUGAUGAUGAUGAUGAUGAAGUUAUCAAUGAAGAUUUGCAAUCAAAUAUGAUUGAAAAUCAUGUUGAAAAUAACGAUGUAAAAUCCAUCAAUUCAAAUGAUGGAGAAACAAACAUUGUUGAUAAUUCAAUUGAUAAUCAAUUUGACAGUUCGACAGAACAGCUAGAAUCAAUACAAACAUCAUUUAAUGAACCGGAAAAAAUAGAUUCGGCUGUAUUAAUUUUGCCUCAUUCGACUGAAACUCCCAUGCAUAAAAUUGUUAAAAAGUCUGAUCCGAUAUUUGAUGAAAAGCAAGAUGAUUGGACUGAAUCAUCCCAGCAUAAAAUCGUUAAAAAGUGUGAUCCAAUAUUUGAAGAUAAACAGGAUGAUUGGAAUGAAUCUCCCGUGCAUAAAAUUGUUAAAAAGUCUGAUCCGGUAUUUGAUGAUAAGCAAGAUGGUUGGGAUGAUUGGGAGGAAGAACCCGAAAAACCUCAAUUCGAUCAGAAGAAAUCUUUGAAAUCUGAAGAAAAAAUGAAAACUUCCAGCAUAGAAUUUGAAUCCGUUUCAAACGUACCGAUAGAACAAGGAAACUUAGAGAAUCUUGAAGUUAUCAAAAAAUCCAAGUUAAAUUCCGUUUUAAAAAAUAAAGAAUCCACAACAAAAGCUAAAUCAGAAAAAUCUCAACCUAAAUUCAAAGAAAUAACCGAUAAUAAUGAUGAUUGGAAUGAUUGGACAGAAAAAGAUUCUAUGAUUGUUGAAACAAAACCAUUGUUGAAAACAGAUUCAAAGAUCAAUCGUUUAUUGUCCAAAAACAAACCAAAAUUCAAUAUUGUUGAUCGUUUUGAUUCUGAUUCUAAAGAUCAACAAAACAAAACGAAACCUAAAUUUGCCAAAAUUGUUGAUGAUGAUAAUGAUUGGAAUGAACAAGAUUGGACCGAAUCA
Molecule: messenger RNA, 3585 nt
Organism: Dermatophagoides pteronyssinus (European house dust mite)
Lineage: Eukaryota; Metazoa; Arthropoda; Arachnida; Sarcoptiformes; Pyroglyphidae
Source: RefSeq, a predicted model, not a curated record